AUUGUAAAAGUUUAAUUUUCCAAACUUUUCUGCGUGCCGCAUUGCGUAUCGGAUUUGAUAUAUUUUGCUUCAUACAAGUCCGUGUAAUGAAUUUCAUUUGACAGCUCGCCCCAUUGCGUACACACGCAUUCAUUCCGGUGUUAUAUUUCGGGCGUAAUUUUUGACAGAAAUUGAGUGUCAUAUCGCCAUAGUAAACAACUCUUUCAAUUCCUGAUGGUGGAUUCUCGUGUCGCUUAGUCAGUGAGAAGGAGUCUAGCACUGGGGGUGGUAUUGCAUUUGAAGCAGUGACAGUCUGGACGUACGAAUACUUUCUUGUGACGACAUAUAUUUAGUCAAAUGUCGAAUGAAAGCAGUGACGAAAAAGUGAACCCAUUCACAUCAAGUAAAUGCCAGGAUAAUACUUCACCCUUAAGUGAAUAUCGUGGCGAUCCCGAUGAAAUAUCCGCGGAUGAUGGAAGCAUGACCGACUCUUACAUGGAAAUAUCACGACAAAUCGAUAUCAGUCCGAUUCCUAACAAUAAUAUGUCAACGUCCGACUAUUCGGAUAGUAUUGGAGCAGCAAAGGGUGGCGGUGAAAGUAGCGGCAAUAGAAACUGGGAACAUCGACGACCUGACUCCCUUGUAGGCGACAGAACAUUUCCCUAUAAUCUGGAUGGUAUUGUGAGCAAAGAUGGUGAAAUGACGCAUUUUGUUACGGAAAAUCUUGAAUAUAAGAUUAAGCUUUCUAGUCCGGUUACCAGAAAAGACAUUGGUGGUCUCUACUUACGGCAUAACAGCACACCAUCGUCAUCGGGCGGUUUGGGUCCAACCCGUUCGUUUUUCGGAACAUCGGCACAACAGCAACAGCCUCAGGUCGAUUCCAAUGUUUUAAAUGAUAUUGAAAUCGAGGCCCAGUACUUGGCUGCUUCGUUGGAUAAUCUAACGGAGAAUCUUUGUAAUUUACUACAUUCAAUAUCAUCAAUAACCGCCGAUAAUGUGGAAAUUCACAAGAAUGCCGUGAACAAGCUUACCGACAGCAUGGAUGCAAAUAUCAAAAGCAUGUACACAAUCAUGGCAAAAACUGAGGAGAUAUCGAAAUCAAUGAAACCUACAGAACAAUUAGCUACACGAAUACGGGAAAUCAAAAGACUCGUGGAUAUGUUGGAGAGUAACAUGUAAUGCGAAAAAUUCUAUCACUAGAGUAUCUUUAAUUCCUCCCUGACACUGUGAUAAAUAUAAUAUGUAAUGAUAGCUGAGUGGUUAGAGCACUAGGCUGUCGUACGGAAGGUCGCGAUUCAAAUCUCACUGGUGGCAGUGGGAUUUGUAUCAUGAUUUGACGUCGGACACACCAGUCGACUCAGCUGUCAAUGAGU
Hermetia illucens (black soldier fly) is the source of this 1352-nucleotide messenger RNA. It is a transcript of the gene BORCS6, whose product is annotated as BLOC-1-related complex subunit 6. Gene Ontology annotation, cellular component: BORC complex. The transcript is spliced from 6 exons. The record is from RefSeq and is a predicted model, not a curated record. The coding region runs from base 337 to 1158 and encodes 273 amino acids. Gene Ontology annotation, biological process: lysosome localization. Lineage: Eukaryota; Metazoa; Arthropoda; Insecta; Diptera; Stratiomyidae.